Oncorhynchus gorbuscha (pink salmon) is the source of this 6818-nucleotide messenger RNA. Its product is annotated as eukaryotic translation initiation factor 4 gamma 1-like. The record is from RefSeq and is a predicted model, not a curated record. Bases 233 to 5563 code for a protein of 1776 amino acids. The transcript has 33 exons. Gene Ontology annotation, cellular component: eukaryotic translation initiation factor 4F complex. Gene Ontology annotation, molecular function: protein binding; translation initiation factor activity; mRNA binding. Lineage: Eukaryota; Metazoa; Chordata; Actinopteri; Salmoniformes; Salmonidae.
GUAACUAGUGACGACCGAGGAGGCUGUUGGAGCAACAUGGCGCCGCACAGCAAAGCAAUCCUACACGCCUUAUCGUCUCACGUUACCGGAGCUUGUCAGAACUGAGGGGCGAUCAGAGGACAGACGACCACCACAUUGGCACACCACCGAGCCUUGCUCCCAUUCCUGGGACUAAACACGGUUCAAAGUAUUUCUGUACAGGUCCGAGUGCGCCCAUGCAGAACCACAUGAAAUGAAUAAAGCACCACAGCCUAUAACGGGACCCCCCUCUGCCACCCACCCUGCCCCCUCCCCCGGAAUCCAACAGGCCACCUUCCCUCCUGGACAACCCCCUUCUGUUGUCUUUGCCACCCCACCUCCACAAAUGAACCCAGCACCACAGCACCGACAGUUUGCCCCCGGGCCCCGUGCUUUACACCAACAGGGAGGAUUCAGGUCACUGCAGCCGUACUACAGCCGGCCCAGCAAUGCCCCCCGGGUGCCCCCCAGCAGCACGCCAAGGCCUGUGGCGUCCACACACGUCUACCAGCCGGGCCAACAGAUGAUGAUGAUCCCCUCACAGCAGAUCCCCUUCCCCAACCAACAGGGCCCCGCCUACUUCAUACCCGGACAGUACCGGUCAACGUACGUGGCCACCCCUCAGCAGUACCCGGUCCCACCGGGCACUCCAGGCUUCUACCCAGGCACCAGCCCAGCUGAAUAUGGUACAUAUGCAGGGGCAUACUACCCGGCCCAACAGCAGUACACGUCCUCCGUGCCAGCUGCUCCGGUCAUUAUGAACCCCCCCCCCCAGCAGCAGCAACCACCUCCACAGCAACAGAUCCACCCCAAAAGGGAGCGCAAACAGGUACAGAUCAUAAUACGAGACCCUAACCAGGGUGGUAGAGACAUAACUGAGGAGAUUAUGUCAGGGGGCACCCGCAGUGGCACCACGCCCACACCACCACAGGUGAGCGACGACUCUUCAGAGUCGUCGAUAUCUGGAUCAGAGGGCCCAGCCGUUGGCCAGGCCGACGGGGAGAACGUGACAACUGUCGUGGUCAGACCAGAUGACCGAGGGAAUCCUGCAGCCACUCUCAUAACUGGCCCCCCAGCCCUGUCUAAAACCCCUGAACUGGUCAAGACUUACCCUGCCCCAACAAAGGUCAAACUCCCAGACACAAACAGUAAAUCCCCUUCCUUAUCCCAGGACCUACACACCCCCCUGUCGGUAACUACCAGCCACCACACUACUGUCCCUACUACCCCCCAAACCUCAACUAGUUCCAUUGCAGACAUGAUGGACGCUCCAGCCGCUGUUCCAACUCCAUCUGCCCCUGAAGUGCCCGCUUACCCUGCACCCCUGCCUGAACCCCGCCCCACUCCUGCAGCUGAGGAGCAUCCCUCAGCUGCCAAGGAGGAGCGGGAGGAAGUGAAGAUUAAAGAGGAGGUGACUACAUCAUCCAAACCUGAGCCUUCCCUUGCUCCAGUGAUCACCCCUAGCAGCAGCACUAAUGGUAUCUCUGCCACCCAGCCACCCCCAGCCAAGGAGGAGGAGCCAGCAGCCCUGUCCAUCAACAUGCCCACCCCCCAGGCAGCAGAACCCCCCCCGGAGUCUCCCAUCGCCCAGCCAGAGGAGCUCAGGCUGCCCAAUGGCCUGCCGCUCCCCAGCCCCCAGGACCCUGAGAAGAUGUCUGCGGAGUUGUCGGAGUGUGACGUCAGCCCCAUUGCUGAGCCUGAGGUGGCUCAGUUACAGAGCGAGGCACCCAUGCCUAAACUGACGCAUGUUGCAGUCACAGCAACGCCCGCCCCCGUUGCCCAGGCCACGCCCGCCCCCGUUGCCCAGGCCACGCCCGCCCCCGUUGCCCAGGCCACGCCCGCCCCCGUUGCCCAGGCCACGCCCGCCCCCGUUGCCCAGGCCACGCCCGCCCCCGUUGCCCAGGCCACGCCCGCCCCCGUUGCCCAGGCCACGCCCACCCCCGUUGCCCAGGCCACGCCCGCCCCUGUUGCCCAGGCCACGCCCGCCCCUGUUGCCCAGGCCACGCCCGCCCCUGUUGCCCAGGCCACGCCUGUCCUAGCUAAGACUGCUACUACUACAGUUGUAACUGCUCCCCGUGUAGAAGACGAGAUGGACUCUCCACCACCACAGAGCACCACCCCAGCCGGGGAGAGUUCUAUGCAAGCUGCUGUUUCUGUGCCAAAAAAAAAGAGGAAGAUGAAGGAUCUGAACAAGAAGGAGGCUGUUGGAGACCUCCUGGAUGCCUUUAAGGAGGAGCAGGUAGUGGAGAGCACUCCUGAGCCAGAGCAGGCCACACCCACUUCUGCCUCUGACGCUAAGGAGCCCCGCCCGGCCAACACCCCUGCAGUCGAAGAGGUGGAUGAGACGUGGGAGGAGAAGGAGGACAAACUGGAUGCAGAGAAUAUCGAACCCAAGCCCGAGGAUCUGAAGUACCAAUACAAAGAGGAACUAUGUAGGCCUAUAGACCCAGAGGAGAAGAAGAGGUAUGACAGGGACUUCCUGCUGGGCUUCCAGUUCAUCAGUGCCGCCAUGUCCAAGCCUGAGGGCCUGCCUCAGAUCAGUGACGUGGUGCUGGACAAGGCGAAUAAGGCCCCUCUCCGCCAGCUGGACCCCAGCCGUUUGCCAGGGAUGAACAUGGGCCCUGACUUCACACCGUCGUUUGCCAACCUGGGCAGGCCUGGAAUGGGAGGAGGUGGAGGUGGCCACAGAGGAGGACCACCCUCUGGUAUGGGUGGUGGAGGACCGCGUCGCUCCCAACAGGGUCAGCGUAAGGAGCCCAGGAGGAUCAUCAACAUCUCUUCGUCUCUGACGGAAGACGUGAAGCUCAACAAGGCUGAGAAGGCCUGGAAGCCCACUGUCAAGAAGGCUACCAGUGGGCAAGCUGCUCCUGAGGAGGAGAGCGAUGACUCGGAACAGGCCAAGACCCAGGAGCUGUUCAAGAGGGUCCGUAGUAUCCUGAACAAGCUGACCCCUCAGAUGUUCCAACAGCUGAUGAAGCAGGUCACAGAGCUGACCAUCGAUACAGAGGAGAGGCUGAAGGGAGUGAUAGAUCUGAUCUUUGAGAAGGCCAUCUCUGAACCCAACUUCUCCGUGGCCUACGCCAACAUGUGCCGCUGCCUUAUUGGGCUCAAAGUCCCCACCACAGACAAGCCGGGAGUCACUGUGAAUUUCCGCAAGCUGCUUCUGAACCGCUGUCAGAAGGAGUUUGAGAAGGACAAGGACGAUGAUGUUAUCUUUGAGAAGAAGCAGAAAGAGCUGGACGCUGCAGCCACGGAGGAGAAGGAUCGCCUGAAGGCAGAGCUGGAGGAGGCCAAAGACAAGGCGCGGCGGCGGUCGCUAGGCAACAUCAAGUUCAUUGGUGAGCUAUUCAAGCUGAAGAUGCUGACGGAGGCCAUCAUGCAUGACUGCAUCGUCAAGCUGCUGAAGAACCACGAUGAGGAGUCACUAGAGUGCCUCUGUAGACUCUUGUCAACUAUAGGCAAGGACCUGGACUUUGAAAAGGCAAAGCCACGUAUGGACCAGUACUUUGCCCAGAUGGACAAGAUCAUCAAGGAGAAGAAGACAUCAUCCAGAAUCCGUUUCAUGCUGCAGGACGUACUGGACCUCAGGAGGAACACGUGGGUCCCCAGGAGAGGAGAGCAGGGCCCCAAGACCAUAGACCAGAUCCACAAGGAUGCUGAGCUGGAGGAGCACAGGGAGGUUCUCAAGGUGCAGCAGCAACUCCUCAACCAGAACACCCGAGGAGGAGUUGGAGGACGUGGUGGUGGAGGAAGAGAUCAGGGGAGCCGCGGGGGCCAACACCCCCAGACGGGCCAAAGGAGUCAGCCCCAGGACGAGGGCUGGAACACAGUUCCCAUCUCCACCAAGAGCAGAUCCAUCGACACCAGCCGACUCAGCAAGAUCACUAAGCCCGGGGCUUUGGACUUCAACAACCAGCUGCUGGCGCCCCAGCUCGGGGGUAAGGGCAUGUGGGGCAGCUGGGGCAAGGGCAGCAGUGGAGGCACCACCGGAGCCAAACCCGCUGGUGAAGCCACCCCAGAGUCAGGAGGCCGCCCAGCCACCAGCACCCUCAACAGGUUCUCAGCAUUGCAGCCACAGCAGCCCUCCUCCUCAGGGCCCUCACAUGACUCGGACAGAAGAGUUCCUCAGAGGAACAGCUCGAGCCGGGACCGUGGCAGCGACAGAUUCGAGCGCCAUGACCGUGGCAGCAACGACCGCUUCGACAGGCGGGAUGACCGGCGAGACGACCGGGACAGGAACCGGCCCCCGGUCACCAAGCGGAGCUUUAGCAGGGAGACGGUGGAGCACAGCAGAGAGAGGGAGCACAGCGGCCCUGCUGAUCCUGUACGCCGUGUAGCCAGCAUGACCGAUGAUCGGAGCAGCAGAGACCGAGCCAGGAGCAAAGACAAUGUGAAGAGGGAAGCUACUCUGACCCCCCCUCCUGCCCAGAACAAACCUGCCUUGAGUGAAGAAAUGCUGGAAAAGAAGUCCACAGCUAUCAUAGAGGAGUACCUACACAUCAACGACAUGAAGGAGGCGCUGCAGUGUGUGGUGGAGAUGAACAGCACACCGCUGCUCUUUGUAUUUGUACGGAGUGGUCUAGAGUCCACUCUGGAGCGCAGCCCCAUCGUCAGAGAACGCAUGGGCCUGCUGCUACACCAGCUGUACAAGGCAGGGACCCUGCCCAAAGAGCAGUACUACAGAGGGCUUCAAGAGAUACUGGAGGUGGCGGAGGACAUGGCCAUAGACGUCCCCCACAUCUGGCUCUACCUGGCUGAGCUUAUCAACCCUAUGCUUCACGAAGGAGGCAUCCCCAUGGGACAGCUCUUCAAGGAGAUAUCCAAGCCCCUGGUUCCUCAGGGGACGGCUGGAAUUCUGCUGGUCCAGAUCCUCACCUUACUCUGCAAAGGAAUGAGCCAUAAAAAGGCAGGCGCCAUGUGGAGGGAGGCGGGGCUUAGCUGGAAAGACUUUCUGCCUGAGGACGAGGACGUCAACAAGUUUGUGACAGAAAAGAAUGUGGAGUUCACCCUGGGAGAAGGAGGAGAUGAGACAGAGAAGAGCAGUAAGAAAGAGCUGAGCUCAGAGGAGCUGAACAAACAGCUGGACAGACUCAUACAGGACAAGGCUGACAACCAGAGGAUCUAUGAUUGGGUCGAGGCUAACCUGGACGAGACGCAGAUGUCCUCCAACAUGUUUGUCAGAGCAGUCAUGACAUCCAUCUGCCAGUCAGCCAUCAUCUGUGAGAACCCUUACAAGUUGGAUGCGAAGGUGAUCACCCGGAGGGCCAAGCUGCUCCACAAGUACCUGAAGGAUGAGCAGAAGGAGCUGCAGGCUCUCUACGCCUUGCAGGCCCUCAUGGUGGAGAUGGAGCAGCCUGCCAAUCUGCUGCGGAUGUUCUUUGACACGCUGUAUGAUGAGGACGUGAUCAACGAAGAGGCCUUCAACAAGUGGGAGUCCAGCAAGGACCCCGCAGAGAUGCAGGGUAAGGGUGUGGCCCUGAAGUCCGUCACCGCCUUCUUCACCUGGCUCCGUGAGGCCGAGGACGAGGAGUCUGACAACAGCUAGGACCUGCUCACCAGCGCCCCCUGACCUCUGGGGAGACCUGGAGGAGGAAAAAGAACAUCCUGUUGAUGAUGAUUCAGGAACACGGGGCUGUUAGAAUCAAUCAAAUCCUUCAGCGUUAAAAAAAAAAAAGAGGAAAAAAUCAUCUAGGAGAUUCUACUACGGAUUGAACAUGCAAUCGUUUUCUGUUUUCUUUUCUUCAUUUUUGUUUAUUUUGCUGCCGAAUGUCUUUGAACUAAAUUGAGAAAGUAAUUGCGAGAGCGAUAAGCAUUACAACAAGCUGUAGGGGUGGCUGUUUCCUUCAGUGUUUUGAGGUUUUAUCCCUUGUUUUAAAGGCGUCAUGUUGCCGUAGCAACACUAUUCAUGAUGUUUAGCAAAACAACAAAUUAAAUCCCCAACAGACCGAACUAAUAAAGGCUGCUCAUAUAUAUAUUUUUGAUUACAUCAUAUAUCCUGUUGAAUGAGACAUGAUGGCCAUCAUGUUGAAUGUAUGAUUCUACACGACUCUGUCAGUGAUUUAGCUCUUUCUUUUUGAGUUCAGGAUGAUUGAAGUGUUUCUUUUUUUUAGAUAAAAGAAAAUAUGUAUAAAGAAAAGUGGACAUGCUGGAGCUCGCUUUCUUUGAACAUUACAGUGUGGAGUCUUUGAGACUCUUGUGGACUUCCUGUCUGGUGGAGAGGGACAGUGGGGCAAUGGACAAUGACCUUUUGCUGCUGGGGGUCACAAUGCUUCCUUAUGGCCAUGCUCGCCAACCCCAAUUUGUCCCGUGUUACUUUUUUCCUACACUUCCAAAAACUGUGGGUCUGGAAAGGGAGAACGGGCUUGCAACGAUGUGGAUUUUUAAAAAGAGAAAAUCAUAAUUCAAACUUGAAAGGUCUAUAUAUAAAUCAUCUUUAAAGAAGCAAUUUCAAAAGAGUAUAAAAUGACAUUCACAGUACGUUUCCUAAGGCUUUUUCUGCUUCCGUUUAGUGGAAAUGCAUUUCAGGAGAGUUCUGUAAUAUAUUGCUUUUUUGUUUUUCAAAAAUAAAAAUUCUAAUGUUAUGCCAUGUAUUUUUUUUCUGAAACAAAGUGGCAGUUCUCUGUAUUUAUAUUUUUCUCUCCUCAGCUUGUAAUGAUCCACCUGAAGUCAUUGAUUACAAUUUAAUUGAAUAUUUUGUAAAUACUUUUUUGCUUUACUUUAUGAAGUAUUUAAUUAAGAAAAUGAAUGCCUCUUUUCAUAUCUAAAACUGGAAAAGAUAAUAAAGAACAUUGCAAAUAAGA